UUAUGUUUAUAUUUACCUCUUCACGUGCAGUUUCGUGUCUCCACUAAUUUUAUAAUUAAAUCUCUGUCCUUCACAAUUGCGUCGCAGAAAUCACGUAAUAAAAGCACAUCAGCUAUUUAUUACAUCUCUGAGUUGUAUCGUCGUUCAGAGAAUAGCUGGCUUGACGAACAAAGUUUUACCCUUGAGUGUCUCCGAUCUUCAUGUGAUGCCUGUUUGGAUGUGAUACAUAAUGAGUUCAGGCAGAGAAGUCAUAACCCUUCAGUUUGGUCACCAGUCCAACUUUGUUGGAGCUCACUGGUGGAAUAUUCAGGAGUCUGGAUUUAAUUAUGAUCCCACAAGUCCACCUUCUGAAAUUAAUCAUGAUGUUCUCUACAGGGAGGGCAUCAACCACCGGAAUGAGGUCACUUUUACUCCUAGAGCUAUUGUUGUUGACUUGCAUGGUAGUUUAAAUCAUUUAAAAACAUCCGGGGAGUUGUACGAUGAUCCAGGAGUUCCUUCACCUGAGACCAUACCAUGGCAAGAAGACAAGAUUGAAGUUGUUACAACAGAUCAGCCAGUAAAAAAUGAAUUUUUACAACACCUUGAGAAAGAGGACGGCGAAGGCGUUCCAGAGAAUGGAAAAAUGAUUUUUGAAUUAGACAAUGAUAUUAAUGUAUGGUCAGAUUACUUGAAAACCAGAUUCCACCCAAGAACUUUAUCAAUAGUGAAUGAGUAUAAGCACAAUGAUAACAAUCGACCAUUUGAGUCCUACAUUCAAGGUUCAGAAGUAUGGAAUUCGCCAAAUUUUGGAGAAGAUUGGUGUGAUAAGUGUCGACUUUUUGUUGAAGAGUCGGAUAAUUUGCAAGGCUUCCAAAUUUUGAUGGAUAGUACAAACGGAUUCUCUGGUUUGGCAGGCGAGGCUUUGCAGUACUUAAAUGAUGAAUAUAAUUCCAAGUCUGUUCUGACGUUCCCUGUACUGAUGUCCACCAGCUCCAGUCACUCGACCGACGAAGAGUCUAUGAGAAUAGUAAAUCUAGUCAUGGCAUUUGCCAAAUCCAGUGAAUUUUCUUCAUUGGUUGUGCCUAUAUCUUGCAAUAACACAACGUGGCGACAGUACGGCCCAGGAAGAAAUUUUCAGCACCUUAAUUACGAUGUAAACUUUUCUUAUCACACAAGUGCGAUUUUAGCAUCUUACCUCGAAACUAUAUCCCUAUACUACAGACGUCGAAGUGAUGCUUAUCGAAUGUUGAAUCUUUGCUCUUCUGUCACUCCUACCGGUCGGAAAAUGGCAAACGCUGUCCUUUUUCUUCCAUUUGCACUCGGAGAGAAUGGAAAUCUACUCAGAACUCUAGAGCUGUGGGAAGGACCACUGUGGUCAAGUUUGACGCCUCAUUGUGAGGUGGAUGAAAGUGUCGCCCUUCAAUCUAUAUCAGUUAGGGGCAUCCAAAAGCACCAGCUUGUCCCAACCAUUUUAAGACCGCAGGACCAAUGUAACCCUCUUUUCAACCAUACUACAUCUGCUGGAAUGCUGGAUGCCUAUCUGACUUUCUCGUGUGAUGGGGUUUCGUCGCAAGUGAUUUCGAUUGAGGAAGAUAUAUCCACGACAGCACCAUACCCCAAUAUUUUCUCAGAACACAUACAGCGUGAUGGUUCUUUCUCCUCAAAUCCUAGACCUUCAUUUAUGGCUGUAGAAAAAUCUUCGUCCAUAGCAGGGUUACAGAGCGCCAAAUCAACUGGUGACAUGUUAUCCUCGUUACAUUCUGAAGCCAGUCGACUGAAUUUACGUCGGAUCCUUAAAUCAGCUACAUCAGAUUUGGAAGUGGAAGAUUAUUCAGAAGCAAAGGAGACUCUUUUAUGUUUGUCAGAAUGUUAUUCCGAUAACAUGUUCAUUUGAUAGAGCAUAAAUUGAUUUUAAGUCACCCGUCUUACAUGAACUUUUCUCAGGCAAAGGGGCUUCCAAAACUAGUAAGAGUUAAACUUUGAAAAAUGAAUUUUGUGAAAUAAUAAAGGUAACGAAGUAUUGUUAAGAUUUUCUCAGGGAAAAAAAGUUCCUCCGAAAAAAAAAGAAUCUUGAACAAAAAAUGUUCCAUAACUGGCAAUCAUUAAAAAAGGCUUCGUCCUUGCCGGUUGAACCACUUUUUCCUGAAACUUUUCAUGAAAAAAUGCUUUUGAGUGAAAAUCACUGAAUACAUAAAAAUAGUCUGCUAAAGGAAAAUUUUAUAGGUUAAAAAAUUCACUGGCGUCUUAAAUGCUCUCAAUGCUGCAGCUUUGAAUGGAUGCUGUUUGUUAGCUGCUACAAUAUUUUAUGCAAUCUUACUUGAAUUUUUGUCUCGUAAUUUAUCUGAGCCCUUUCAGUGACCGUGUACGUUAUAGUGUAAGGAGGCCAUUUGCAUGGAGUCUUAAGAGAAGUCGAAAAAUUAACCGUGGGUCUUUAAUACCAACAUUAAAAAUAGUUUUGAAAAUAUUUUUAUUUUUUCAUUUAAUUUCAUGACCAUAACAAUUGAUAUUAGGCAGCCUUCUCCAGAUUUUUUCCACAGGACAUAUGUAAAUUUGUUUUCUUUUAACAAACAUAUAAGCACCCCAGAGUCAAAAGGUACCUAGCCCCAUUUUAGUCAUUCCGAGAUACCAGGGAAAAAUGUUGUCGUUGUCUUCAUUGAUUCCUAUAAAAAUAGCAAUUUCUGAAAUUCCGUAUCCCAUACUCGGCGUGAGAUAGAGCUACCCAAUUUUCCACACAAGGAACUGUAAUUGGAGAUCACCAAAAUGACACAAAAUAGAUUCUUCAAAAAUGUAAGUUAAGUACCUUUUGGCUUUGGGGCACUGAAAUGCACUUUUAGGUGAUGUACUGUACAACCAUAAUGGGGUAAUGUAUCCAUCUCAAAUAAAUUACAGAUUAAAAAUUGCAAAUAAAUUUCCAUGCUACCUAA
This is a messenger RNA of Bemisia tabaci, 2903 nucleotides long. It is a transcript of the gene mst, whose product is annotated as misato mitochondrial distribution and morphology regulator. Lineage: Eukaryota; Metazoa; Arthropoda; Insecta; Hemiptera; Aleyrodidae. The record is from RefSeq and is a predicted model, not a curated record. Gene Ontology annotation, biological process: mitochondrion organization. Gene Ontology annotation, cellular component: mitochondrion; cytoplasm.